Ananas comosus (pineapple) is the source of this 2694-nucleotide messenger RNA. Its product is annotated as WPP domain-interacting tail-anchored protein 1. Bases 311 to 2350 code for a protein of 679 amino acids. The transcript has 6 exons. NCBI's taxonomy places the organism in Eukaryota, Viridiplantae, Streptophyta, Magnoliopsida, Poales, Bromeliaceae. The record is from RefSeq and is a predicted model, not a curated record.
CCCCUCCCGACACCGAGCGAGCGUACACAGCCACGGUGACCCACCGUUUCCUUUCCCCCUCUCUCCCGCCCCCUCACAAAACCCUAGCCCUAAAUCGCCUCUCCUCUUCCCACCCUUAAUCGACACCUCCCCGCUCCAAUCCUUCCCUGAAUCGGUUCGUCGAGUAGACAAAGCCUGACUUGGAAAGAGCUCUUUUGGAGGAAUACCUGUUGAGUAUCAUCCCACUUAUGUUAACACAAGGGGGCCAUGUUGAUGUGCUGUUCAUACUUGUUGUCCACUUCCACCAUAUAGUGGAAGCAAAAGUAACAUCAUGUCUGUUGAUGAGGAUCACGAGGAUGAAUUUUAUCAAAACAAAGCACCACCAAAUGGGGAGAGAUGUAAUUGGGAAGGAACUGCUAUGGAAAUUUUAACAAGAGUGGAACUUGAACUUGCAUACUCUUCUGAGAAGUUGCUAAACUUGGAGAUACUUCUGUUGGAAGUUGCUGGUAGAGCAAGUGAUAUUGAGUCUAUUAAUUUCGAGGAUGACUGUGUAUUGAAUGAUUCAGUAGAGAAGGCUUUUGAAUUUGACAUAUUAUCUGGAUUUUUAGACUCUGAGGUUAAAGAGUUAGACAACUUUAUGACAUCUCUUCAAAUGGAAAUCGUGGAUGCCCGCCAAAAAGUUUCUCAUGCAGAAUCUUCAAGGAAAAUGGAAGUGAAGUUGCAUGAUGCUGAAAUUUCCUUGAAGCAGUUUCGAGACUUGGUCGCUGAUAUUAGGAAAGAAUCAGUUAAAUUUGAAAGCGCCCAAUAUUUUGUUCGGAACAAAUGCUCAGGGGCUGGUGAAGAUGGGAUAACUGAAAAUGGUGAUCGUGCACCCAAGAAUACCAAGUGGACGAUGCAGACUACAGAUCAGCAAAGACAUGUUCUACAGAUGUUAGAGAAAUCCUUGGCAAGGGAGCUGGAUCUUGAAAAGAAGCUCUCUGAAUCAAGAUCUAUCGAGGAGGAACUCAAAUUAAAGUUGCAUCAGGCAGAACAAGAAUCGUACUGUCUGGAAGACUCAAUCGAAACGAUUAUGGAAAGAUUGUUUGAGGCUGACAAUGCUGCUGAGUUGCUUCUAGGAGUUUCGAAAGAGUUUGCAGGGAAACUCAAUGCCGUUCAAUUCAGUCUGAAUGCUUCGUUACGUCGAGAAAGCGAGGUGAGGUCCAAGCUACAAGAAGAGAUGAAUUGUGCGGAUUGUGAUGACAGUAUACUCUUGCAAGAAAAUGAUCUAAAAGCCAGCCUUAAAGAAGCUGAGGAUAAAUGGAUGGCUGCAAAUUCAGAGGUCUUGACUUUGAGGGAGAAAGUUUUAGUGCUUGAGGAACAGUUAAAGGAAUCAGAUGUCCAAUUACAAUUGGCGAAGGCCUCCGUUGAAGCGAGUCAGGAAAAGCAAAACAAUCUGCAUUCUAAACUAAGUGUGCUAGAAAGUAUCAUUGAAGGUCUUAAGCAAAAUGCUUCGAAAACAGAGAGCAGGGCUGAAGGUGCGGAAGCAAAAUCUACAGAGUUGACGAAAGCUAACAUGGAGCUUGCUGAAGAGUUAAAUGUCUUUAAAAGUCGUGGAUCAGAAAAAGCCAGCUUCUUAGAGAGGAAGCUCAAGGAAUCAGAUACGCAGCUAGAGCAUGCGAAAGCUUCUGUGGAGGCCAUUGUGGAACAACAGAACCUGCUCAAGUCAACAAUGGCUGAUAUGGAACAUAUGAUUGAAGACCUUAAAGGAAAGGUUUCAAAAGCUGAAACUAGGGCGGAGAGUGCUGAAUCUAAGUGCAGUCUGUUGACUGAAACCAAUUUGGAGCUUAAUGAAGAACUUUGUUUUCUAAGGAGUAGGAUCGAAAUCUUAGAGAACUCUUUGCGUCAAGCUGAACAUGCAAAAGUGUCCAGUGCCAAAGACAUAGGUAUUAGAACAAAAGUUAUCGCUGACCUAGUCACAAAACUAGCACUGGAAAGAGAACGUCUUUAUUUACAGAUCUCUGCAUUGACCAAAAAGAACAAAAUCCUUGCGGAAAAAUGCAAGCAAAAUGAAUACGCAGGUAGCACUGUAGGCGAAAAGGAAAAUGAGAUUCAAGCUGGACUUGGUUCUGCCGAAGCACCUGAGGAAGCUUCGACAGAAUCUUCUUCUACAGAUGUUCAGGUGAAGUCAGCUGGAGCUGUGCCUGUUCCCAAGUCGGAAAUCGAGACUACUCUUUCCGCAGAAGACUCUGCAAGCGAAGAGUCGAAGCUCGAGGCAGUGACGAAUAUCGAACCGAUGCAAACGAGCUGGAAGUAUAUUUCAUUGGUUCUCCUAGUGUUGGCCGUCUCUGUUUUUUCAUACUACGUUUUUCGGGAAGAGAACUGCGUUGCCUAAGAGGAGCCGAAGACGCAGUUUGUUUGUUUUUGUUUCUGUUUUGCCGCAUCUUGCACGCGAUGCACUGCAACAACUGUUUGAUCCUGUUCUGUAAAUUCUUCGUUUAGUUUUUCUGGUUCUUUUUCUCGCUAGACGCACGCAAUUUUGGUAACUGGAAAAUGCUCUGUAUUGUGCCUGGAGAAUAACUAACCCUUAGAAGGCGCAGAUCCUUUUGUUUUUAGUUUCCUCCAAGUUAUGUUUCUUUUCCAGCACAGAUUAACUUGUAUUCCUCUCGCUCGAAUAAUGUCUCAGCAUUCCAGUAUGGUGUUAUGCAUGAUUGAGAUGAGAUGAUGUUCAUUCAUUCU